Molecule: messenger RNA, 5565 nt
Organism: Galeopterus variegatus (Sunda flying lemur)
Lineage: Eukaryota; Metazoa; Chordata; Mammalia; Dermoptera; Cynocephalidae
Gene: CAMK4
Product: calcium/calmodulin-dependent protein kinase IV
Exons: 11
Coding region: 1-1272 (423 amino acids)
Biological process (GO): protein phosphorylation
Molecular function (GO): calmodulin binding; ATP binding; calcium/calmodulin-dependent protein kinase activity
Source: RefSeq, a predicted model, not a curated record
AUGGCGAGAAGGGGUGCUACAUCCAUUGUGUACAGAUGCAAACAGAAGGGGACGCAGAAGCCUUAUGCUCUCAAAGUGUUAAAGAAAACAGUGGACAAAAAAAUCGUAAGAACUGAGAUAGGAGUUCUUCUUCGCCUCUCACACCCCAACAUUAUAAAACUUAAAGAAAUAUUUGAAACUCCCACUGAAAUCAGUCUGGUCCUAGAACUCGUCACAGGAGGAGAACUGUUUGAUAGGAUUGUGGAAAAGGGAUAUUAUAGUGAGCGAGAUGCUGCAGAUGCUGUUAAACAGAUCCUGGAGGCAGUCGCUUACCUACAUGAAAAUGGGAUUGUCCAUCGUGAUCUCAAACCAGAGAAUCUUCUCUAUGCAACUCCAGCCCCAGAUGCACCACUCAAAAUCGCUGAUUUUGGACUCUCUAAAAUUGUGGAACAUCAAGUGCUCAUGAAGACAGUAUGUGGAACCCCAGGGUACUGCGCACCUGAAAUUCUUAGAGGCUGUGCCUAUGGACCUGAGGUGGACAUGUGGUCUGUAGGAAUAAUCACCUACAUCUUACUUUGUGGAUUUGAACCGUUCUAUGAUGAAAGAGGUGAUCAGUUCAUGUUCAGGAGAAUUCUGAAUUGUGAAUAUUACUUUAUCUCCCCCUGGUGGGAUGAAGUAUCUCUAAAUGCUAAGGACUUGGUGAGAAAGUUAAUUGUUUUGGAUCCUAAGAAACGACUGACUACCUUUCAAGCACUCCAGCACCCAUGGGUCACAGGUAAAGCAGCCAAUUUCGUACACAUGGAUACAGCUCAAAAGAAGCUCCAAGAAUUUAAUGCCCGGCGCAAGCUUAAGGCAGCAGUGAAGGCUGUGGUGGCCUCCUCCAGGCUGGGAAGUGCCAGCAGCAGCCACAGCAGCAUCCAGGAGAGCCACAAGGCUAGCCGAGACCCAUCUCCAGCCCAAGAUGGCAACGAGGACAUCAAAGCUAUUCCAGAGGGAGAGAAAAUUCCAGAAGACAGGGCCCAAGCGACAGUUGAGGGAGCUGAGGCUGAGCUGAUGAAGGUCCAGGCCUCAGAUGAAGUUAAAGAUGCAGAUAUAAAUGCUGAAGAGGCCUCCAAUAUGGUGCCCGAGGCAUUGGAGGAUGGGAUAAAGGUGGCUGGCCUGGAAAUGGAGGAGGGCCUAGCAGAGGAGAAGCUCAAUACUGUGGAGGAAGAAGCAGCCCCCAAAGAAGGGCAGGAAAACCCUACUGGGGGACUUGGAGUUCCACAGCAAGAUGUGAUCCUGCCAGAGUACUGAGUCUGCAUCCUUCAGAUCUGAAAGCCAAACCGUGGCAUUUUAUGUACUUGUCCUUCAGCAAGGAAGAUGUGGAAGCAUGAUACGCACUAUAGUGAUUCUGUUUUUGAGGUGCAAAACAAAAAUACACAUAGAGCAGUUGGUAAUCCUAAAUUCAAUGCAUGUGACUGCUUUAUGAAAAUAAUAGUGUCUUCUAUGGCAUGUAACGGAUACCUAAUACUGAUGAGUUAAAAUUGAAAUUACAAGUAAACACAACAUAACACUUAAAAACAUAAUUUUCAACAACCAGUGGCACACAUUUGAAGUGAACAGCAGCAGAUUGAUAAUGCUUUGAAAACCUAGCCAUCCUAUGUCCUUUGGAUUUCUUCACAAGGCAGUAAUUCCUUUGAAUUACUGCUUGGCUAAUAUUAGGUAGUGCUACAAGACAUGUUCCCAUGACUUUCAUAACGUUUUACUUUUCAUCAUAAGAUGUUCAGACUGUAUGUAAGGAGAUGGUUAUAGGUGAUAGUUAAAAGUAUGUGCAAAAAAAUUUCACUUAAAUUGAAGCAUACUUUUAAGGACCAUGAAAUCAUAUGUCCCUAAAGCUUGUGUGGAGAAUGCCUUUUUAUGUUUUCUUAUUUAUAUACACUAUAAUAAUCAUCAAAAUGUUCUGUCAUAAAAUUCUGCCAUUUUACAAUACUGGAAAAAGUAUUUUACAAACUCGUGCUGAGUUUCAACUGCUGAGUGAAACUCACACUGAGUUUUAUUCUUUCCUUCACCUGCUUUCCAAUAAAAUGUCCUGAUGGACGAAACUUAGGGGGGAAUAAAGAAACUUAGGGAAGAAAAAAGAUAAGACCGGGACGUAGACUAACAAAGAUAAGAUUGAUUCCUUUUCAUUUUACAAAUAAAAUAGUAUUUGUGAAUUUAUGUAGUCUUAUAGAUAGGGCCAUUUUAAUAGGUAAACUCUGUUAAUUACCAAAUUCAAAUAUUUAGAAAAAUCUGUUUCACAGGUUGGCACCAAAAUGUCUGAACAGAGUAGGAAUAAUAUUCCAUUAUAAGAUCAUUCAUUAUUGACUUUGCUAGAGUAAGGAAACAUUAUUGUUUACAAAAGCCCCUUUUCCUCCAAUUUAUCAUUACGAAGGUAUAUUGCUUAUGAACUAAAGAUAAUUAUGAAAAGCUAGUAUAUCUUUUUCUCUUUGGGAAUGGAAGUGCUUAUAUUUUACAAUGUGGUUUUGAAAAUUUCCACAUCAAGAAAUCUAGCAUAAUGCAACUUAUUUCCCUUAAAAAAAAAAAAGCAAAAACAAAAAUAAAGAAAAAAACACUGAUUUCGAAUCAGACCCUUGAGAAGCUAGAACAUUACAUAUGUUUAUUAUGAUUUUUUCUGAGAAUAGGUAUAAUUUUUGUUUGACUUUCAUGGGAACACAUAUCCCUUAUAGAAAUCAGACUAAGUCCAAGUAUCUCAAACUUAUUUCUAGUUUGAAUUGAAAUGAACUUUUUAUCACAAUAAUUACGUAUCACAUUUUUGGUGGGUUUCCUUAAUUUUAAAAAAAGGAUUAUUUUCAAAGUCCAAAAUAGAGACAAUAAAAAUGGCCAUCACAUAAAAAUCUUCAUUAAAAAAAAGAUCCUAAACUCUUUUGGCUUUUUCUCAAAACUGUUGUCAGAAAAUAAAAUUAAAACUCUGGUAUGUAGAGACUAUUAGACCUCAGCAGACAUCCUGCUUUCUAAGCACAGAUCUCCCUUUAUUACUAUUGUUGAGAAGGAAACAAGGUAGGACUUUUUAUCUUCCAUAGCUAACAUGGAGGAAAAGUUCCUGAAGGGGCUCAUCAUCUGGGCUCAGAAGAUUAUUUUUUGUAUUAUUUUUAUUAUCUAGUAGGGAACAUUUAAUCUCUUCUUCCCUCUUUCCUUCCUUUCUCCUUUAAUUAUUCCUUCUCAGAAUCCCCAUUUUAGCUGUUAUAAAGAACUCACUUUUUCUAACUUUUAAGAAUGCCUUCUUAAGCAUUAAGAUUUGCAUUUAAGUAGAUCAAUUUCCUGGUGUACUUUUCCCCAUAAAACUUAACAGUUGUAUAUGGUAAGCAUCCCAUAUAUUAGAAGAAUGAAGAAAUGAAGGAAAGGGGUCUUGUUAGAAAAUGGCAAUUAGUUGGAAGAACACAUCGACCCUGCCAGCCCACACCCAUAUCAUUCCAAAGGCAGUUGUUAUGUCAUUCCAACACUAGGGCUGACUGCAUUUGUUGGCCCUGUGUACUAUGGGAACAGCAUUGCAAAUGCAAGGACCAAUGUGUCUUUUAGAAUUAACCCAUUUAAAUGAGUGCACAUGAUCAUUCCUUAGUGAAUUCUCAAGAGUGUAAGGGUAAUUACCUCUAUCUUUUUUAACCUGUAAACUGCAUUAUCUAAAAAAAUCAACAGAGGUUUUAAAUUUUAACUCAUAUGUUAAAGAUUAAAUCCUGAUAAUGCCUACAUAGUGACUAAUUUAGUUGUUUCAGUGGGAAACAAGUCAAACUUUCAUAGAAAAUGGUUAUUUCGGUCAAAUUAUUCAAAGAUUUCAGAGAAAUACAACCUAAGUUAGAAUAAUUACAUUAACAUUUUUUAAAGAACUGACAACAUUUAUAUUGCUUGUUAAAAUGGGAUAUAUUAUCUAUUUCAAAGAUUUCAUAGCUAAAUAAUGGUGGACAAACAGAGACUUAAUUUGACAAAAUACUUCAUAAAAUUACCCCUAAUUGACAAUAUAGUCACAAAGAAAAUUAAUUAAAGAAAUUUCAGCAAAGAACAAUAAAUUACAUUUUCCAUUUUAGAGCUAUUUUCACAUGGCAUUACUGAUUUUUAUUUUGAGAUAAGUAGAGAUACAUAGCAUAAACUAGAUUAUUUUACCAUAAAGAACAAUUUUGAAUUAUUUCUCCCAUUAAAAAAGUCUAAUUGGAAUCCCAGUGUUUGUUCUUAAAUUGUAAAAGCUCAUUUGCCCCAGGGAUACAUAAAUAGGGUAGAGAUUAGAAAUAAUACGGUUGUAGAAGUUAUCUAGAACAAGUGCUGUCUAAUAUAAAUAUAAUUCACAUGUGUAAUUUAAAAUUUUUCUAUUAGCCACGUCUUAAAAAGUAAAAAACCCAAAAAACAAAAAAGCAGAUGAAAUUAAGUACAGUAUAUUUUAAUCCAAUAUAUACAAGUUAUUAUAUCAAUAUAUAGUCGAUAUUAAAAAUUAAGGUAUCUUGAAUUCUUUAUUUUCAAACUAAGUUUUCAAAAUCAGGAACGUAUGUUACACCAUUGAUACAUCAAGUGCUCAAUAGCCACAUGUGGCUAGUGGCUACCCUAUUAGCACUGGUUUAGAGCACUUUUUAAGCAAAGUGACCCUUGAAUUUCUAUGCAUAGAUUUGAGCUGCCUCAGUUUUUCAUAUUGAUGAGUUGAUGGGAGGACAAAAAGAAAACGUUUCAAAAUGUUACAGACUGAAAUAUGUAAAAAGCUUAUUCCACUCCUGCCUAUUCAUGUGCUUCAGAAAAGUGUUUCCCAACAUGACUUUAAAGAACAACACUAGCAUGGGCAUUGCUAACUUGUGUAUUGGCCACAGUCUCUCUGAUCCCUUGGGCCCUGGAAUCUUGACUAUAAUCUAGAGUCUCCUAAAGUCUCCUGAGUACUGCCAUGAAGCCAAUAGUAUUCUUGCUUACCAAAAUCUACUGUGGGACAAUCACGCGUCCCCAUUCUAGAAGGACUGCACACAGAAUCCAAUUUUGUAGGCCUGGAACAAGCUGGACAUUUUCUUUGUGUCACAGACAAUAUGAUUUCUAGAAAUCUACUGAAUCAUACCAAAUUUGCAUGUUGAAGAUUGUAUGAUGAUGGUGAUAUCGUGCCAGUUAUUCCCAAAAUGGGAAUAUGACUGUUGGCUGGCAUUUUUUUAGAUUUCAGAAGGGUUUAAUCAACACUGCCAUUACAAAUCGUUUCACAAAAAAGACUUUUGGAAUUUUCUUACAUAAUGAUUUUUGAAUUAAGGUUCUAUAGUCAUUUUUAGUGGCAGACUUAAAAAAAGUUUGCCUUUUACUGUGACCUCAAAUACAUAAUAUUGUAAACAUAUUUUGUAAUUUAGAAUGUUUAGCAAUCCCUAUUUCCAGUUUCACAUGCAAAGUAACUGACGGUGAGUUGCCUACAGGUUUAAAUUUGGAGAUAGCCAUUUUGUUUCAUAAUUCAGUUUUUAUUGCACUGAAGCAGCUGGUAGCAUUUCAAAAAGAAAAGUAAAUGCCUGAAAAGGCAAAGGAUAAAAUUAGUAAACUAUAUAUUCUGUUUUAAGAUUGUUCUUGCAAAGCAAAUUUUUAAAAAAAGUCAACAAAGUGAAUCAG